AUGGAACUUAUACAUAAUAAGACAGCUCAAAAAGAAUUCAUUCAAAUAUCUUCCAUCGCUCGCGAAGUGGCAUCAGCAAGCAAUAUCUCGCAACAUUCUUCUCCUGCAGAGGUGCAUGCAGAUAACACGAUGGUAACAAAACCUGUAUCAGCUGCAACUACGGACACAUCACUAGAAAUUUUACGAAAUCAUCCAUCCCAUCCAGAAUAUGAACGCGAAGUAUUAAAUAUGUACGGUAGAUACCUUACUUUGAACAAAAACAGCAAUAAAUUCUUAAUAAUGACAAUAAGUGUCAUUGUCAUUUCAUCUAUCAUUAUUGCUGGCAUUGAAGGUUGUUUCCUGGCCAGUAUUACUGUUUAUCCAGAUGGUCCAUGUCCAAUCUAUGGUUUAAUGGAAUGCUUUCAUGGUUCAAAUUUUACCUAUUUUCCAUGUACACCUGGUAAUACAAUUAAUUUUACAUUAUAUUCCAAUAGUGCGACAUGUUUUCGUUGGAUUGCUCGUGAUGCAUCGAUAUCAAAUGUUGUAACACAAAUCGGCAUUUGUACAGGGUUGUUAACUGCUUUUGGAUCUGUUGUUGAAGUCGUCAUACGUCUAUUACUAUUCGUAUUUCAACAGCGCCGAUGUGUAGCAACUGGAAUACGUCGUUUAUUAGAAAAAACAGUCGGUAUUAAUCGAAUUACUAAACCUACUCGUUGCUGCGGUAUGAAACUACCAUUUCAAUUCGGUAUUCUUGAUCUACGUUUAUAUCAACGUCCCUGGCUUGUGGUCAUAUUUCUUAUACUUUACACCUUACUUCCAUUAAGUGUCAUUGGUUCAAUCGUUCUUCUAUCGUAUUUUAGAAUUAGUAUAACGUCAUUAACUUAUAUUAUUCUUCUAACGAUAGUAUUAAUAUGUUGUCUUGCUCUGUUAUGGGUCAUUUGGGAAGAAGAUGAAAUUGGAAGAGUAAUACCAGGUGCCUGGCAUGACUUUAAAGAUAUUGUCUCGAAACAUCAGCUAGAAAAACUUGUUACGGUAGGUCAAGGCGUGGCUUCAGGAAGUGAUCUUAAAAAAAUGACUGAUCAUACCAGAAAUUUGCUUCCAAAAUCUCAAAAGACACCACAGAAUUCUCAAGUGUAUAAAAGACUGACUGUUUUCAAUCAAGAAGUACGUUAA
Adineta ricciae is the source of this 1152-nucleotide messenger RNA. The record is from the annotation of a GenBank genome assembly. NCBI's taxonomy places the organism in Eukaryota, Metazoa, Rotifera, Eurotatoria, Adinetida, Adinetidae.